Molecule: messenger RNA, 811 nt
Organism: Panicum virgatum (switchgrass)
Lineage: Eukaryota; Viridiplantae; Streptophyta; Magnoliopsida; Poales; Poaceae
Product: germin-like protein 1-3
Exons: 1
Coding region: 1-600 (199 amino acids)
Biological process (GO): regulation of root development; plasmodesmata-mediated intercellular transport
Cellular component (GO): plasmodesma; cell wall
Molecular function (GO): manganese ion binding
Source: RefSeq, a predicted model, not a curated record
AUGGUGCGUCAGAACUCUGAUGACAUUAUUCUGCAUGCAUGUGUCGAUCGGCAUGCAGCACUGAGGCUGAACGGAUUCCCGUGCAAGAGGCACGAUAACGUGACGGCGAACGACUUCUUCUCCGGCCUGCUGGCGAAGCCCGGCAACACCGGCAACGCGGCGGGCUCGGCGGUGACGGCGGCGAACGUGGAGAGCUUCCCGGGGCUCAAUACCCUGGGCGUGUCCAUGGCGCGGAUCGACUUCGCGCCGUGGGGCGUGAACCGGCCGCACACCCACCCGCGCGCCACCGAGAUCAUCUUCGUCCUCCACGGCUCCCUCCACGUCGGCUUCAUCACCACCGCCAACAGGCUCUACGCCCGCACCGUCCGCAAGGGCGAGGUCUUCGUCUUCCCCGGCGGCCUCGUCCACUUCCAGAAGAACAACGGCCGCGCCCCCGCCGCGGUCGUCUCGGCCUUCAACAGCCAGCUGCCGGGCACGCAGGCCGUCGCCCAGACACUCUUCGGCGCCUCGCCGGCGGUGCCCACCGACGUGCUGGCCAGGGCGUUCCAGAUCGAUGCCGGCCUCGUGGAGGCCAUCAAGUCCAAGUUUCCACCCAUGUAGGCACUUACUACUGCCAUGCAGAUGGUGAUGAUUUCGUUCCGAUAGGGCUUGUGUCAAUAAUUGGUUGGGUUGUUUCGUGUGUGGUCAAGCAUGGCCUGGCCCUCAUGGGGGCCUCGACACUUCACUGUUGUUGCUCUUCAAUUUCGGCGUGAACCAUUUGUGUAAGGUGUGCUACAUACUACUCUAUCCAUCAACUCAAGAAAAUGAUGAA